Molecule: messenger RNA, 1461 nt
Organism: Fusarium pseudograminearum CS3096
Lineage: Eukaryota; Fungi; Ascomycota; Sordariomycetes; Hypocreales; Nectriaceae
Exons: 1
Coding region: 1-1461 (486 amino acids)
Cellular component (GO): cytoplasm
Molecular function (GO): calcium-dependent phospholipid binding; calcium ion binding
Source: RefSeq, a predicted model, not a curated record
AUGACUUCACCACAACCUCCAUACUGGCAGAACCCUCAGGGCCAGCCUGGUUAUUCUGGACAGGGACAACCUGGUCAAGGUUACUAUCAACCUCCCCAAGGGCAACAACAACAACAACAGCCUUACGGCUACCCUCAGCAGGGGCAUCCAGGAGCCCCUCCAAACCAGCAGUACGGGUAUUCAGCUCCCCCUGGCCAGCAACAGUACCCUCCUCCGGGCCAACAAGGUCAAUAUCAGCAACCUCCUCAAGGAUAUCCACAACAGGCUCCCUAUGGCCAACCACCUGCUCCCCAAUCUCAUUAUGGGCAGCAGCCACCACAAGCUCCCUACGGUCAAGGGCAAUAUCCCCAGUCCCAUUACCCCCCUCAACCUCACGGUGCUCCUCAGCAAGUUCAACCUCCGCAUCCGGAUCAACAAUGGCAUCAUCAAGCAGGACAACAGCAAUAUGGCGCGCCCGCAUUCAAUGCUCAGCCAACGCCAGCUUCGCCAGGCUAUGACCCAGCUCAAAAGGCUUGGGUUCAGCCUGUAGACACAUCAGCAGACGCAGAGACUCUUCGAAAGGCUAUGAAAGGCAUGGGCUGUGACGAGCGAGCAUUGAUUCGGGUCUUAGUAAACCCCAAGUAUGCUAAUCCUUGGACCAUGGCUCAGCUUGUACGAGACUACAACAGCCGUUUCAUGCGUGACCUAGCCAAGGAUAUCGAGAGCGAGACUCGAGGCGACUUUGAGACGUGUCUUCUCGCCUUGAUUCGCGGACCGCUUGAAAACGAUGUCCAUAACCUGUCAAAAGCCCUCAAUCGCGCGGGUACUGACGAAGAUGCUCUCAACGACGUACUUCUUUGUCGAUCAAACGCGGACAUCCGUGCUAUUUGUGCCGAGUACAGGCGUGUCCGAGGAAAGGAACUUCACGUUGAUGUGAAGGACGACGUCGACGAUACUCUGUACAGACUCUACAGCAUGGUGCUAUCAGCCACUCGCGCAGAGGACAGUGCGCCUGUGAUACCUGCAGAGAUUGAUCACAAAGUCACAGAGAUUCAAAAAGCUACUGAAGGAAUGAUUGGUGCUAACGCCGUUGCUGUGGCGCAAAUCUUCACCAGCAGCAACGACGCCCAACUGCGCGCCAUUAACGAAGCGUAUCAGUUCAAGUACCACCGCAGUCUCGAGACCGUGAUUGAGAAGGAGUUCCGAGGUGACAUGGAGGAUGCUCUGUUACGCAUGCUCUAUCAUGCUUUGGACCGGGCUCGGUCCGAUGCGGGACGACUGCAGAGACCCCUGAACAAGUCUUUUGGGAAAAGCCGACUCUUUAUCAAUAGGCUUGUCAGUCUCUACUGGGAUCAGGGACGCUUACAUCAGACGAAUAUGGCAUACAAGCCAGUGACGGGUGCGACUUUGGCUGGGAACAUCAAGUCUGAGCUGAGCGGCGAUUAUGAAGACUUUGCUUUGGCGAUAAUUGGGGAGAAGUAA